AUGAAACGGCAGAUUGAUGUCUGGGGGAACUGGGGUGAAUGGGGUAGGUGCAGUCGGAGCUGUGGCGGAGGAGUCAGCUUUCGGCAACGGCGCUGCUAUUCCCAAAGGACAGAAGGUGCUUCCAGUUGUGUUGGACCAACUCGAAGCUAUCGGUCAUGCAACAUUCAGAGCUGCCCAGAAGGCUCCCGGGAUUUCCGGGCAGAGCAAUGUGCAGAGUUUGAUGGGACAGAAUUCCAAGGAAAGAAAUACAAGUGGCUUCCGUAUUAUGGAGCACCUAAAAAGUGUGAGUUAAACUGCAUUCCCAAGGGAGAAAACUUCUACUACAGGCACAAGGAAGCAGUGGUAGAUGGGACUACCUGUGAACCUGGCAAGCGGGACAUCUGUGUAGAGGGAGUUUGUCAGGCUGUUGGCUGUGAUAACAUGCUGGAAUCUGCCAAGAAGGAGGACAAAUGCCUGCAGUGUGGAGGAGAUGGCAGCACCUGCUAUGGUGUGAAGGGCACUUUUGAUGUUCCCAACCUCCCCAAAGGUUACAACCAAAUCUUCAUCAUCCCCGUGGGAGCAACAAGCAUCCAAAUUAAGGAGGUUAUGCCCAGCAGGAACUUCCUGGCUGUCAAGAAUGUGCGAGGGGAGUAUUAUCUGAAUGGGCAUUGGACAAUUGACUUCAGCCGAGCGCUGCAGGUAGCUAGCACGGUUAUGCACUAUGACCGUGGCUCGGAAGGUGAUCUGGCUCCAGAGCUCCUCCAUGCCCGGGGUCCCACCACAGAACCUCUUGUCAUUGAGCUCAUCAGCCAGGAGCCAAACCCAGGGAUACAGUAUGAGUACUACCUGCCUGUGCAAGGACAGGCCUCGGGCUACAGCUGGAGCUAUGGUUCCUGGAGCGAGUGCAGCUCCGAAUGUGGAGGAGGUUUCCAAUCCCGUUUGGUGUUUUGUACCAUAGACAAUGAAAUUUAUCCGGACUAUAUGUGCAGGAAUAAACCACAACCAGACAAUAACCGGACAUGUGGCCGUCAGACUUGUCCCCAGACAAAACGGUGGAAAACGGGGGAGUGGGGACCCUGCUCAGCUACCUGUGGUGGGGGCACCCAGACUCGCUCUGUUUACUGCGUGGCAUUCGAUGGUCAGAGCUCGCAAGGGGUGGUGGAUAAUGCUGAGUGCAUGGCCUUCGCCCAGCAGCCUCGCAGCACUCAGCCCUGCAAUGUGAGACAGUGCGCAACCUGGAGCACAGGUCCCUGGUCAGAGUGCUCAGCCAGCUGUGGGGAAGGGGUCCAGACCCGGACCGUCACCUGCAGAACACAGCAGGGCUCUCGGGCUCAGGACUUUGCUUGCCUAACGGAGCCAAAGCCAUUGGCAACCCAGCCCUGCCUCAAGGAGAACUGCAUCCAGGAAAUUGGCUGGCACGUUGGAGACUGGGGCCUGUGUUCGAAGAGCUGCAAUUCAGGUAUCCGGACACGCCAAGUCAUCUGCGCUGACGGCGACUCCAAAUUCUACAGUCCUGAGAUGUGCAAAGCCAUCCAGCCGCAGAAACCAGCCACCCUGGGCAGCUGCAACAUGCAGCCCUGCUACCUGCCGCAGCAGGUCCCCAGUAUGCAGGACACUAUGGGAUAUGAUGUCACUCGCCAGUCCUUGCUGACACGUUACAACCCAAACAGCCCUGCCACAGAUUCUGGUGAUGAAAGGGUGCUCCCUGGGAGCUCCACGAUCCACAGUAACUCCGGGAAUCGCCACACCCCAUCCACCAAGGACCAUGGCAUCAACCUGUUGCCUGUUCGCUGGGAAUCCCAGUCACGCUCAUCGGGUUCCCAUCAGCUCAGCACCUGUCACCAAAACAGGUACGGAUGCUGUCCUGAUGGAGUAUCAGUUGCCCAGGGUCCAAACAACAUGGGAUGCCCACAACACUACCGUGAUGUUCAAGCAAGUGGAAAUCAGCCCACUGCAGCCACUCCAACAGCAAGCCAAGCCUUGUCCCAGCAGCAUCCCUCAGGCGAGUGCCGCAGUUCCAUGUACGGCUGCUGUUUUGACAAUGUCGCUUCAGCUUCAGGUCCUCAAGGAGAAGGAUGUCUCAAUAGGCCCAACUACCCGUACCCUGUCAGAUGCCUGCUGCCCAGUGCCCACGGCCCCUGCGCAAACUGGACCACUCGCUGGUACUUUGUGACUGUCGUUGGCAAGUGCAACCGGUUUUGGUAUGGCGGCUGUCACGGCAAUAAAAACAGCUUUUCCUCAGAGGAAGAGUGCAUGAGAGUGUGCCACAACUCUGUGGGGGUGAGUCCUCUGGAGCACCAGCCCUCUUCUGGCACAGGAGCCCUGCAACGCCAGCACACUGGCUCCCGUGCUCGUACAGAGGAUCCUCGGGGUCAGCAGCAGCCACCUCCAAGAGAGUCUGCAAGUUAUAGCCAAGGAGGAAGAGCCUACGGGGCUUCACACUCCACGCAAGACAGCCACAGACAGGACAGCUGGAGAAGUGAGGUGCUGCCAGAGUCUUUUCCAAGGACUGGUGUGGUGGAGAGCCAGCGCUGGGGCACCCAGCAAGGCAGAUCAGACAGCCUGAGCCAGCUGCACUUGCGGGAAACAGCAGUGCCGGGGCCUUCGGAGAGGCAGAGCAGCAGUAGUCAGCAGGUGCUGGCUCGUGAAGGCAAACAGUGGCAUAAGGCAUUUGGAGGAGAUGAUUCCACAAUGGAGGGAUUUGGGCAUCAGGCGUCUGCAGACUUGUUCCCAGUGCGGGCUCUGCACAGAGCCAUCCUGGAGGAAGCCAAGCCCUCUCUUGUGACAGCAGCUGUGGGACAAAACAUCCAGCUGGUCUGCAAGACAGGGAUGUCCCCUUUCUCCAGAGUGGAGUGGAUGAAGGAUGGCCAACCGGUCUCCUCUGACAGGCACACCUACCAGUCCGACACCUCCUUAGUCAUCAGCCACGUCAAGCUGGAGGACGCCGGGACUUACACGUGCCUCAUUUCUGACGGGAGGACAGAGAGCCGACAGAUUCAGUUACAGAUCAUAGAGUACCAGAGUGCUGUUCUGGCAGAGGGUGAGAGAGGUCGAGUCCUUCACAAGGAAAAUCAGCAGCAUCGAGAGCUAUCCAGAGGCAGGAAGGUUGUACAGGCAACCGGUUCCUCUGUGCAUCAGCAAUCCACAUACAGAUUGAGAAUGGAUAAGAGCGAGCCCUCAGUAGUGGAGGCCAACAUCGGGGAGAGAGUCAGACUGCCCUGCACUGUGGAAGCGUCGCCGGCUCUCACCAUCGAGUGGCAGAAAGAUGGGCAGCCCCUCUCCUCUCCCAGACACAGGCAGCAGUCAGACGGGGCCCUGGUGAUCAGCCGGGUCAGCUCUGAAGACAUCGGCUUCUUUACCUGCAUUGCUUCGAAUGGACGUGACCAGGACCAGCGCCAGGUCCUCUUCCGACCUCGAGGAGAGCUGAGGAUCACUGGUCUUCUGCCAAGCAUCAUGGUACCUGAGGGAGGGACUGCUCAGCUUCACUGUACAGCGACUGGCAACAACGUGAAUAUAAGGUGGUCAAGGAACGGAGUCCCCAUGCGGGCAGAUGGCCACCACAUCCACCUGUCCCAGGACGGAAGCCUGACCAUAGCCAACGUUCAAGAUGCUGAUGAGGGAUCCUACACAUGCAGCGCCUACAGCAGCAGCAGCUCCGUCAGUGCCAGCACGGAGGUGAAGGUGCUGAGGAACAAGCCUAGCACUACAGUGAAUCACGUUGUGGACCUGAGCAGAGAGUGUGUGGACCAGCCCCACCUCGCCAACUGUGAGCUGAUCCUACAGGCCCAGCUCUGCAGUAACCAGUACUACUCCAGCUUCUGCUGCGCUAGCUGUGCUCGCUAUCAGCCCCAGGCCAGCCCUUCUCAUUACCACGGGUGA
Molecule: messenger RNA, 3858 nt
Organism: Tauraco erythrolophus (red-crested turaco)
Lineage: Eukaryota; Metazoa; Chordata; Aves; Musophagiformes; Musophagidae
Source: RefSeq, a predicted model, not a curated record